Zychaea mexicana is the source of this 1896-nucleotide messenger RNA. Its product is annotated as mitochondrial carrier domain-containing protein. The coding region runs from base 88 to 1626 and encodes 512 amino acids. The record is from RefSeq and is a predicted model, not a curated record. Lineage: Eukaryota; Fungi; Mucoromycota; Mucoromycetes; Mucorales; Lichtheimiaceae. Gene Ontology annotation, molecular function: ATP transmembrane transporter activity; calcium ion binding. Gene Ontology annotation, biological process: transmembrane transport. The transcript is spliced from 6 exons.
CAUGGUUCUAUAUUAUUCUUCGAAAAUAACACAACAAACCAGCUUGCUUACAACAAUCUAAAUGCUUGAAUGCCGCAGCUGUAAACCAUGCCAUACGAUUCAACUACGAUAGUCAGCACAAGUGGUAACAGCAGUAGUAGCAACGACAACAACAAUAAGAUCUUAAAUGACAACAACUUGCAGAUAGCGACCGAGUUUUACAUUUCCGAGACACCGAGCGAACGAGAUAAACGAAUACGCGAUCUGUUUAAAACGCUCGAUCGUAAGAACACCGGGCAUCUCGACAGCGAUGCAAUUCGAAAAGGAUUUACGCAAAUGACGCAUCUCCCGGCUCGCAACAAGUAUGUCCAUGAGCUGUUGCAACGGUGCGAUACAACUAACGACGGCGUGGUGGACUUUGACGAGUUCAAGACCUAUGUAAACGACAAAGAAAGAGAGCUCUGGCAGCUUUUUCAAAAGAUUGAUCGCAGUGGCGACGGCCGAUUGUUGCCUAGCGACCUCAAAAGUGCCUUGCAAAGCACAGGGAUUGAAAUUUCCCAGGAAGAAUUUAUGGAUUUCAUGCAAUUGAUGGAUUUAGAUGGAAACGGUGUCAUUGAUUUCAACGAAUUUAAAAACUUUCUGCUGCUUUUGCCACAAACAAACAUGAGCGAAGUGUAUCGUUACUAUCAGUCCUCGACUCGCUUGUCGCCCGAUGCCGAAGUGACCAUACCACCGACCGACGAGACAUCCAACCACGCAUUACGGUAUCUGGCUGCAGGCGGCAUGGCAGGUGCCUGCUCAAGGUCGUGUACAGCACCCUUUGAUCGUCUCAAAGUGUAUCUCAUCACACACCAGGAAAAGUCGCUGACAUUACGGCAGGCUGUCGAGUCCAUUUAUAAACAAGGCGGAUGGCGCGGCUUUUUUGUCGGCAACGGGCUGAAUGUCAUGAAAAUUGUGCCCGAAUCGGCAAUCAAGUUUUACUCGUACGAAACAUGUAAAAGGAUCAUGGCAAGUGCCCUGGAUUGCGAGGAUAAGGACUCCAUCCCAACAAGUGCUCGGUUUAUGGCAGGAGGUGUUGCCGGCAUGUGUUCACAGCUUGCGAUUUAUCCGGUUGAAACACUCAAGACGCGAGUCAUGUCCCUCCAGAGGGAGGGAAAGAUAGAUAGCCUGAAACAGCGAUCGUUGAUUUUAAAUACAAUUAAGGAUAUGUAUGCGCGUGCGGGUUUUCGUGGAUUCUGGCCUGGUUUGACAUUAGGCUUGGUGGGCGUGUUUCCAUAUCAAGCUUUGGACUUGGGUAUCUACGAAACCCUGAAGCUGACGUAUCUUGGAUACAUGGAGGAGCAAGGAGCUGGACCAGCGCAGCCAAGCGUAUUUGUGCUUUGGGCGUGUGGUAUGGUUAGCGGGUCUAUAGGUGCAACAAGUGUAUACCCUUUAAACGUUGUACGAACGAGAUUACAAGCACAAGGCACAGCGGCACAUCCAACGAUAUACCGAUCUCCAUGGGAUGCUGUUAGAGUAACUUAUCAAGCAGGUGGGCCUCGUGAGUUUUAUCGCGGUCUUGGCCCUACUCUUUUAAAGGUUGUACCUGCCAUUAGUAUCAGUUAUGUCACGUACGAAUGGGGCAAACAACAGUUGGAGAUAUCAUAAACACCCAUGCACACAUGCACUCACACACACACACAAGCAAACACUUGCACAAUCACGCAUUCACCCACUAUAUUAUGUAUUUGUUACCCUUUGCUACACCCACACACGCACUUACACAUUCUAUUUAACAACCAUUCACCCGGCAUCACUUCUCCAUACUUUUGUCUUCUCACAAAAAAGAGACAGAAAACCAACACCUCAAGGCAUUACCAUUUCUUUACAAUUUAAUUGUUCUUUAUACUCUUGCAAAUCAAUCGCUAUUAUAGACAU